AUGCAAGACGUGCUUCGGCUGAUCAGCUCCUCUCCUCAUUCAACGGCGGAUCCAAUAAGGGAUCACACAAAAUUGUUUUUAGAGUGCAUCUGUGAUGGACUUGCGAGAAAUGUCGAGGAGUUGGAGGAGGUGCUGCGAUUCACUCUAUCCAAACCGCUACGAAAUGUGGAGGACGCGCUAUGUGAUUUGGCUGCGAAUCGUUUUGUAGAUGUUCAAGAAACGAGUAAAGGAGACGAACGCUGUUCGCUAUUAUCGGCUACUCAACUGGGCAGAGCUGCACUGGUAUCAUCUCUUCCUCCUGAUGCAGCAUUGUUUGUGUUUACUGAUCUUCAGCAAGCCACUAAAGCAAUUGCUCUCGACACAGAGCUUCAUAUGCUGUACCUGGUAACUCCAACAAAUUGUUCUGUAUGGCAAGGAUGCGAUUGGAAUCAUUUGCACGGUAUUUUCUCAAAACUCUCGAACCGGAGGAAAAACGAUGCAACGUUGGUUGGUGCGAAUGACCGCUUCAUCGUCUCACGUCUGCGAAGCUCGAGCACUUCGUCGUCCGAUCGGAGCUACCAGCUCCAUUUACGCUUCUUCUCUGCACUUGCCCUAUUUGAUGUUGUCAAUGAGAAGCCGAUUGAUGAGGUAGCUCGUCGAUUCAGAAUCAGCCGUGGCACUCUUCAGACCCUUCAGCAACAAAGUGCCACUUAUGCCGCUAUGGUCGUCGCAUUUUGUUCUCGCCUUGGCUGGACUUACCUGUGUGACCUUCUCAAGGGCUUCGCUUCCCGGUUGGCGUUUGGAGUACGAAGGGAACUCACGGAACUUGUUUCCAUUGCAGGAAUCGAUGCCAGUCGAGCUAGAGUUUUUCACGAGCACGACAUCACCUCCAUGGUGGAGCUGUCGAACUGUACGACGAAGAAAAUCUCCGAUGUCUUGUCGUUAGCGGUACCAUUCAAUAGGUUCGCUCUUUAUACAUUCUUCAAUCGAGUUAAAGUUUAUUUGGACAUGGUUUGCUUCAUGACUUCAUAUAAUCCGGUC
This is a messenger RNA of Ostertagia ostertagi, 1020 nucleotides long. NCBI's taxonomy places the organism in Eukaryota, Metazoa, Nematoda, Chromadorea, Rhabditida, Trichostrongylidae. The record is from the annotation of a GenBank genome assembly.